GCAAUGGUUUGGUAAUUUAGGUUUGGAAAAAGUAACAAACUAGCCAUGAUUUUUGAAUAAGUAAGCUAGAAGAAAAGCAACCAAAGGCUGCUGGAGAAUUUCAUUGCUCUGCUUCAGGGCUUUCAAAUGAGAAGGUUUUGGAAAUCUAUUGGAGUUCUGAUAUAAGUUGGCAUUUAUGCAAAUAAACUUAGCAGUGGACAUUUGUUCCUGGUCUUAACAAUAUAGCACAACCCCAGUACCUCUGGGAACCAAAGAUUUGAAGUCUUGUCUCUGACAAAGACGUCUUGUUUUAAAACCAUUAAAGAAAAAGAUGCUUUCGUCUUCAGUGACGAGUGUUGAAAAAGGCGGUUCUUCCCCAACGUAUUCAUCACGUUCCACCGAUGGAAAUACAGGAAUUGGUGAAAUCAGGGGGAAAAUCUCCAGGAAACAAGUGCAUGAAACGCUUACAGACGGUCACGACAAAGCAGGAACAGAUCAGUCCUCCCCUGAUUCUAGUUGCCCAGAGUAUACUCCAGAACUGGCCACUAAGCUCCUUCAGCAGUUUGGGCUUGAAAAGGAGGACAUGGGGAAUCUGCUCUCUUACCCCGAGGAGCAGGUCACCGUUAUGAACCUGCCCCUCAUCUUGAAGCAGAUCUGUGAUCUGAAGGAGAAGAAAACGGUCGAUGGAUCCAAUUUUCCACCCAGAGCGAGCACAAGCGGAUCUGAUGGUAUGAGUUCAGAAGGUCCACAGAUUCACCAAGUCAAACCUAAGGAAGAUAAGUUUUCUGGACGUGAAGUUCUGGAGGGGACCCAUAGACGUGUUGAAGGAGGUUUAUCCUACAACCACCGUAAAGAGAUACUGUGGAGGGGUAAAACACAGGGGAAAAACUCCUGUUCAGUACCGUCACAGGACCAGAAGAGCUCUUCUACCAGCUUGAGCUCAAUCCAGACCUCUGUGGACUGUCCACCCAGUGAUUCAAGCAAACCGCAGACCCAACCAGGCCAGGGUCUACAAACCAUUAUCUCCUUGUUUCCCCUGCUAAAUCAAGGCACCGACAGAAGUUCUGGAAAGUCUCACGGAUCUGAACCUUCUCUGACAAAAACAAAGUCAACGCCUGACAACCAACCGUCUGCUUCAUUACUCGAUGAUAUGAAUCCUGGCCGAGCCGACCGGUUCCUUAGCGGCCAAAUGUGCAAAGACGAGAGUACAAGUCAUGGCCGAGUAAUAACAGUGGUUGAGACAAAGAGAAAUCAGAAACGUAUGAAGCAAAAAACAAAGCAGAAGUCUCAGGAGGAGCAGUACCAGAGGCUGGAACGACCAGUACCAGAGAUGCAGAAAACACAAGGGUACUCUGUCCCCCCUCCGUCCGUAAGGCCCAGGACAGUUUCCGCUUCUCUGCGUCCGCCUCAGGCACUCUCUAACCCGAUCACCCAGUGGUUGCAGCCACCUCCAGGCGGACCGUUCCUACCAGAGGUUUCUGUUUUUAGUGGUCUACCUCCACCAGCCAUGAUGGAAGAUUAUGCUGCAGCCACACCGAGAGCGUUCCCACAUACCUGCUCUCUGUGUUGCAAAGUCUGCGCCGAUAUUAAGGACUGGAUCUCCCACCAGAACGUCAGCUUUCAUCUGGAGAACUGCAAAAUCCUCCGCAAACGAUACCCAAACUGGGCUAGUACAUUACCACUUUUUAAAAGUUUAUCUGACGUUGACGGCAAGCAGCGCGCCUCUACCUCCUCUCAGACUUCCCAGCAGUAUGAUCACAGAGUCAGGCUCCAGAACCGACCCAGAUCAAGGUCCAGCAGCCCAUACAGCUGCAGCAGACCGAUGGAGGAGGGAUCCAGGAGCCGUUCCCGUUCUCCGGGCCCGUAUCCCUACGAUGCUCUGAGGAGGAGAAGCAAAUCAGGAGAGUUGGCGGAUUCAAACGCUCACGGGUCUCCGUCGCGUGGUAGGAGCCAGGAGAAGAGGUCCUCCUCCAGCAGGAGGACAAAGAAAGGAUCCUCGUCACGAGGGGUCCACAAGAGGCAGGGGGGGUCGUCCCAUAAACACCAGAGGUCCAGCAAAGUGGACAAGCUUUCCAGAAAGCUGCUGAAGACUUCAGCUGUCCAGUCUCUUAUGAAGAGCCCGAAACUCAAAGCUGUGAUUAAACGUCUGGUUCCGGUCAUCCUGGCUGAACUCGGGAAGCUGAAGUCCUCUGCUGCUCCCUCUUCCUCCUCCGCUCACGCAGCAAACAGGCGACUAGAUGCAACGUCAUCCAGGAUGGAGCCGGACGUUCACACCACUGAAUCGGCUCCAAAGGCCGUCGUACGCUUUGAAAACGAGGAGGAGGCAGAGAAAGUGAAACAGACGAGGAGCCUCGAUAUCGAAGGAACGUCGGCUGUUAAAGAAAAAAACGUUCUUCCUAGGAAACGUUUUCCUACUGAACAGAAGCAGAAAAUGGCCCCACAGCAAAUAUCUGUGCAAGCUGGUGUGUCAAAACGACGACCUGCCGAACGCUCAUCCAGCGCUGCCCUUCGUCUACCUCCAACUAGAAAGCCUUCGUCUUCAACAAGAAGGAAAAGCACGACAGCAAGCAGACUCGUCUCAAAAGCAAAAGUUCUGGUUUCCAAAGCCAGAAAUGUGCUAAACCUGCAGGUUUUUAGACCUUUAAAAAUGGGAGCUGUUAAAUUAGCUAAGGGGAAAAGACGAGCUUCAAAGCUUCCGCGAUCAACAAGGUGGUUUUCUAGGAGGAGGGCGGAUAGACAAAAAAUACGGCCUGAAAAAAACAAAACGGGGGCUCGGAAAUCCCCAAACGCCUCAGAAGAAACUAGACAGAAAUCUACAACUCCGGUGGGAUGUUUACAGGAAGACGUGGAUGUGAGCAGAGAAGGGAUGGAAGAAAAUGAAGAUGUGAUGAAAUCACUGCACGCGGGUUCAGAUUCUCCCCACGACGCUGCAGAGGCGGCUCCUGAAAGCGAGCAACAAGCUGAACCCGACGAGGCGAGCCUUUGGACCAAAGCGUUCAAAGAUGCAGAAACUUGGGAAUGCGUAGAAAGCGGAGCGGCAGAUCAGCGGGAAGGUAAAACCGAAGACAAACCAGAGAGACAAACUCCAACAACUGCAGCCGGAUCGUCCUCACAGAGCCAGAAACAUCAGACUUCAGCGCAGGAGGCUGAGCAGAAAGCAGGAAGUUCAUCAGCCUCACAGACGCCGGAGAUGCUGACAGCUGUGGCGACAAAAACGAAGAAAAAAGUGAGGAAGAAGAAUCGGUCCGGAGGAGAUCCAGCCGACCAAACGAUGCCUUCAGCCGCUGCUGACGUCCUGACCGCCGAAGAAAAUUUGACGUCUCUAUGUGGAGAACGAAUCAGUUGUUUGGGCAAGAAAACCGUCAUGUCAUCAAAGCUGUUUUCACUCGAUGCGAAGGUGCUGCUGAUUACAAACCUGCCGAAAUAUUCUGAGGGCUGCUACAGAGAGGAUGAAGUUGCCAAUCUGCUCCGCCCGUUUGGGUUCAUCUAUAAAGGGAACAACAUCUAUGUUAUUCCUGAGAAGUGCAUGGCGUUUGCUCAGAUGCCAGAUGUGAAGACGGUUCAAAACAUCGUGGCUCAUUCCGACCAAAACAAUCUUGUUUUCAGAGGAUCGAAACUGUCGGUCAGAGUUGUGCACGACAUGCUUUCCAUGACGCCAUUUGGAUUUUAUUCAUUUCUGAUCAAAAGGAGCCACUCUAAAGUGGAGGACGAUGGAGGAAGCUCCGUCUUCAUCCACAACAUCUCAGAGAGCGAGGCCAGCGCUCUGAGGGAAGCUCUGAAGACCAUGGGCUCUGUGAGGCGAUACCUGCCUCUUCUCAACAAGGUGUUUGUUGAAUUUAAAUCCAGGAGUGAAGCCGACCGGCUGGGAGUUUGGUACAGCCUCCUGAAGCACCCUCCGGCUCAUUAUGUCUUCAGGAUGAAAAUACCCCAAAUCAGCAGGAUUUCUCCACCACCUAAGGCUCCAAAUAAAGCCGUGCCAGACGGCGGCCGAGCUGGUGACGGAGCCGCCGCCCCCGCUGCCGAGUGUUGGGUUCCACAUGGAAGCACGCCUCCAUUUUGGAUCACAAUGACCACCAAACCGUUUCUGUUUCCCACCUUCUCUCCCUGGUUCAGUAUUCCAGAGCAUCUGACAGUCGGUACAAUAAUGGAUGUAAAGAAAACGGCGUGGCAGGCCUCCAAGUUCAACACCAUCAUGCUGACUGGUUUACCUCAGAGAAACUACACCCACGAGGACGUGGCCAAGCUGGUGUGGCGCCAUUUCCCCCUACGAAACCUGCGGACUCUGUUCUACAAUGUGACGGUCUUAGCUCUGCAGAGGAGGGCCUUUGUGUUUUUUAUCAGCUGGGACGCCUGUCAAGAUUUUCUCCUAAAUCACGUCAACAAUCCAGUUUCUGUCGAAGGCGCCAAUCUCAGCGUUCACCUGGUCUUAGAGAACAUGCAGCCCGGCGUCAGUGAGGAGACGAUGUACAGAGCUCUGAUGAGAUGGAGCGACGCUCACGUUUCAGAGCCCGAGUCUCUGGAGGAGCGGCUGCUGUGUGUGGAGAUCUGCCGUCCAGAUGUGCACCUCGUCUUGAUGGUCAUGAAAGAAGUGGCGUCUGUUGCUGCGUUUGUAAACUUCCUGCCGCUCGCUAACCGGAUUGUGGUGGAGAUGGCUGAGCCAAGAGGUGUAACAGAAGUCGUGGACAAGAUCUCACUGGACUCUUCAUGUCAAAUUUGGCGGAGAGUUAAACGUAUUGAGCCUCUGAAGAGUCUAAAUCGGCGACUACAAGACUCGAGUGAGACUGAAAUAAACCUUGAAGUGGACACGCUCGGUGGAUCCCAGCGUCCUGCCGAGGACCUGCUGAACCCAGCUGCUAGGUCUGAUUCCCCCCCAUGGUGUGGUGGAGAAAUGGAAAGCCUUUUUUCUCCUCAGAGGAUAUCGUGGCCCCGGCAGAGAGGCAAAAGAGCCUCAGAGAGUCCGGUUGCAUCCAUGGAGAGUCCUUGGUGGGACGGAGAAGGUGGUAAACCCACAGAGAACGUCGCUGCGAGCCGCUCCGAGUCUGAACAAAAACCAGAAGCUUCAGAGAAGGAUCCCUCUCCUAAGAGGAGGAAGCUGGAGUUAAAACACCAAACCCAGAGUCUGGAGGCUGGAUUUAAAGACGCAACAGUAAAAGAUGAGAAGAAAGGUGUGGAAGAACAUGGAGAGGAUGAAAAAAGUCAUCCUGCAGAGGAAGAAAAACUCAAUGCUCUCCAUAAAAGUGAAGGAAAGCAGGAAGAUGAGGAAGACCAGGUUCUACGUCAGGGAGGCCUUCAGGUCUCUGACGUCUGCGUGACGUCAGCUGACGAUCGGACCGGGCCUGAACUCCAGCCACUAGAAACUCCCUGCUACCUGCUGUCUGAAGCAGACGGUUCCCCCACAGGAGAUGUUUACCAAGCGAUGGACUCAGUGGAGGGUCAGCCACCCACUGAGCGGGGAUCGGAAACUAACGAGGGAAAAGCGGCCAAGAGAAGCACGGCAGCCGCCUCCAGAGACGACGAACCAACCAGGACCAACACCUCUGAACGUGACGAGAUGGACGCCACAGAAGAAACGCUUGGUGGACACGAAGACGCCUCAGAGACUCGAAGUUCAAGAGGACCAAAGAGUGCCGGAGGAAGCUCAAUUCAAGCAGAGCUCCUUCUGUGUGCUAAAGAAGCUGCCGAACCGACCAACACAGGCUCUGCAAACAGAAGAACCGCAGCGGGAGAUGUUUGGAGUCGAUCAAGGACACCGGAGAUGCCCGCAUCAACGAGCCCCUCUGCUGGAGACUCUGAAGACCAAAGGGAGGAGAAAACACCUCUGAAAGAAACCUGUCCAGCAAGGAAGAGCGACACCCUAACAGUUGAUGAAAUAAAGGUCUGGCAUAAAAACGCCGAGGAGCAAAAAACGACUAAACACGUGACAGAAGACAGAUCCAGACCAGGAGGGAACGACGUUGCCAUAGAUGGAACAAAAAUGGCCGAAAACGGGGAUGAAAGAAGAGCUCCAACAAACAGCAGCUGCACAAGCAAGUCUGCUGGAGAGGAAGAAGACACAAAGUGGAAGACGGAAAACAAAGAGACUGACGCUAGUCUCUGUGAGGUGGGAGAAGAUGAGACGGUGGAGGGACGGCGGACGGAAGAGUCAUGGUGGUGGGACGUAACAGAGGGAAAGCUCCUUACAUGGGAUGAGGCUGAAGAAGAGGACGACGGAUAUGAAGAGGGAGAGACUCCGGGAUCGGCAGAGGGAAGAGAGGGAUGCUCCGAACGGCGCUCAGUCCUCAGCAAACACACCAGGGGGCUUGUUGGACCUCAAGCAAAGCUGCGUCACUUCCAGUCUUCGUUCCUCUCCGUUGACGCCAAGCUGUUCCCGUUCAGCGGCAGACCCCCCCUCGGUGAGGAGUUUGUGGAGCCCAGGUCGGGCCUCUUCUGCUCCGUCUGCUGCGUUUUCUUCCUGGACGAGCCCAGAGCCGACGACGCGCACUGCUGCAGCCGCGCGCACUACGACAACCUCCAGCGUUAUUACCAGAGGCUUUCAAGAAGGCCGGACCCCAGUUAGCCGCCGUCUGCGUCUGACUGAUCGGUUCUUAAAGG
This is a messenger RNA of Fundulus heteroclitus (mummichog), 6570 nucleotides long. RefSeq lists its product as uncharacterized. NCBI's taxonomy places the organism in Eukaryota, Metazoa, Chordata, Actinopteri, Cyprinodontiformes, Fundulidae. Gene Ontology annotation, molecular function: nucleic acid binding. The coding region runs from base 311 to 6535 and encodes 2074 amino acids. The transcript has 30 exons. The record is from RefSeq and is a predicted model, not a curated record.